This is a messenger RNA of Chondrus crispus (carragheen), 620 nucleotides long. RefSeq lists its product as hypothetical. Gene Ontology annotation, molecular function: NADH dehydrogenase activity. Lineage: Eukaryota; Rhodophyta; Florideophyceae; Gigartinales; Gigartinaceae. The transcript has 3 exons. The record is from RefSeq and is a predicted model, not a curated record. The coding region runs from base 1 to 201 and encodes 66 amino acids.
AUGGCGUACCUGGGCAACGAGCGGGCCGUGGUGCAGGUGCCGGCGACGUCGGAAACCAACAUCAAAGUGGGCGGGCGGUUCGCGUACGCGCUGUGGGCCAGCGUGUACGCCGUCAAGCAGGUGGAUGUGCGCAACCGGGUGCUGGUGCUGUUCGACUACUUCAAGAGCCGGGUGUUCGGGCGCGACAUCUCGCAGUUCUGAAGGAGGGUUGCUCUACUGCGACGAUGGCGGGGAGUACUCUCCUUCCGGGAAGGAGAGUACUCGAAGGGUCGAAGGGGGCGUUGAGGACUUGGUGGCAUCAGGUGAAGCCGUUUCACGCCAAGAAGGGCAUGAACAGGCUCACCAGAUGGCAAAAUGUAUGACACAUUUUUUCAACUGACUUUCUACCGUACUGUGCUUGCUCAAUAAUAUCAUGGAUGAUACAUUUUAUUAUUUAGGAAUUGGGAAAUUGGAUCUCAACAUGGGUGAAAUAUUAUUCAUGAGAUUUAAUCACAACGAUCCGGGGCGAAGUCCCAGAUGGCUGUGAUUAAAUUUGAACAUGGAUAAUUGGCAAAUUGGAUCUCAACAUGGGUGAUAUAUUAUUCAGGAAUUGGUAAAUGGUAAAACUUGAAUUUUAAUUG